This is a messenger RNA of Schistocerca americana (American grasshopper), 516 nucleotides long. RefSeq lists its product as uncharacterized. Bases 1 to 516 code for a protein of 171 amino acids. NCBI's taxonomy places the organism in Eukaryota, Metazoa, Arthropoda, Insecta, Orthoptera, Acrididae. The record is from RefSeq and is a predicted model, not a curated record. The transcript is spliced from 3 exons.
AUGGCGUCGCAGCACGUGUCGGUUCUCGGCCUGGUUGGGCUCGUGGUCGCGCCCGCAGUGCUUGCGACACUCGGUGUCAACGGCAGCGCGGAACUGAAAGCGUUCGGGCGCAGCGGCGCGCUGAAUGUGAGCACCCAAGUCGGCCCACCCCCACGCCUGGUAGCGAUCGUCAGGAAAGGUGUGCAGCGCUUCAGGGGUUUGAGGGGCGCCAUGGGCAGGCUGCUCAAAACGGGCGGCAGGGAGUUCUUCCGCGUUCUCAGCAGCGUUUUGCCCGGCACCGCCGGCCUGAAUGUGCUCGUCUCAAGAUCAGGGCCGGUGGCAACAGAUAAUGUGAACAAGGCGUUCGAUGAAUUUUGUUCAUCACUCAACCAGAUGGUGAAGACAAAAGUAAUAACGGUUGCAAACGCUGAAGCUUUACGCAACCAAACUGCAAGAGAACUGAUGAAGGUGCUCCAGGAGAAGAUAGGUGUUAACCAAAUAAAAGGUUCAUCUGACUGUGUAAAUGGAACGUUGUGA